UGAAUGCCAGUUAUCGCUAAAUAUUUGAAUAAAUGUUCUUUCCGCAAUCUUAAAUCUUCUAUAUAAUCAUGAGUUCAGACGUUAUCAAACGCUAGUAAGAAAAUAUGUUUUCGAUGAUCAUUUCAUUCCUGGUUGCCCUCACAAUAUGUGGAAGCUAUGGUAAUCCGAUAGAGUGUCCAAUAAAUGAGCAUCCUACGGAUUGUGUGAACGCUUGCCCUACCCCUACUUGCUCUGAUCCAAGACCUCCUUCUUGCAAUUUCUUAGUCUGCAACAAAGGAUGUGAAUGCGAUGAAGGAUAUGUACGUACAAAGAAGCCUGAUGGUCCUUGCAUUCCUAUUUCCAGAUGUAAAAAUUGUCUAAGGCCUGGUUUUGCAUUCAACGAUUGUGGAUCGAACUGUUCAACCACCUGUAGAUACGUAACAGAGAACCUGAUUUGUCCUUUAGUUUGUACACCAGGAUGCUAUUGCGCAGGAGGAAAAGUUUUAGAUGAAGCUUCCAAUAAAUGUGUUGAUAAGAAGCAGUGCAUCAAGUCGACUAUCAAGCCAUGUGAUUAGUGAAAUGAAAUUUUAUGAUGUAUUAUUAAUAGAAUGAUUAAAUACUCGUAGUAUUCAGUUCUCGAA
Molecule: messenger RNA, 620 nt
Organism: Coccinella septempunctata (seven-spotted ladybird)
Lineage: Eukaryota; Metazoa; Arthropoda; Insecta; Coleoptera; Coccinellidae
Product: von Willebrand factor-like
Exons: 3
Coding region: 105-554 (149 amino acids)
Source: RefSeq, a predicted model, not a curated record